This is a messenger RNA of Monopterus albus (swamp eel), 2055 nucleotides long. RefSeq names its product interferon regulatory factor 8 (gene irf8). Gene Ontology annotation, cellular component: nucleus. The transcript is spliced from 9 exons. Gene Ontology annotation, biological process: regulation of transcription by RNA polymerase II; immune system process. The record is from RefSeq and is a predicted model, not a curated record. NCBI's taxonomy places the organism in Eukaryota, Metazoa, Chordata, Actinopteri, Synbranchiformes, Synbranchidae. The coding region runs from base 134 to 1399 and encodes 421 amino acids. Gene Ontology annotation, molecular function: protein binding; DNA-binding transcription factor activity, RNA polymerase II-specific; RNA polymerase II cis-regulatory region sequence-specific DNA binding.
AUCAGCUUGAUGGGCAUGUCACGGGGAGAACUCACUUCAAUAAAUCUGACAGUGCGUCGUCUGUCCACGUCUCAGGAUAACACACAGAGCCGAGUGUUCACAGAAGAGUACCAGUAAACAAUCCAAAAUCAAGAUGUCAACCUCGGGCGGUCGGAGAUUGAAGCAGUGGCUGAUGGAGCAGAUCCAGAGUGCGCAGUACUCUGGACUGCAGUGGGAAGAUGAAAGCCGCACCAUGUUCCGCAUUCCAUGGAAACAUGCAGGCAAACAGGAUUACAACCAAGAAGUAGACGCAUCAAUUUUUAAGGCUUGGGCUGUGUUCAAAGGCAAGUUUAAGGAGGGGGACAAGGCUGAGCCUGCAACAUGGAAGACCAGACUUCGCUGUGCCCUGAAUAAAAGUCCUGACUUUGAAGAAGUGACAGAAAGAUCGCAGCUGGACAUCUCUGAGCCCUAUAAAGUCUACCGCAUUGUACCUGAGGAAGAGCAGAAGCAUGGGAAAAGCCCUGCAAUGGCCAUGACAGCUACCACUAGCUCUGACAUCACUGACAUGGACUGUAGCUCUGCAGAAAUAGAAGAGCUCAUUAAAGAGGAAGAAAGCUGUAGCAUUCAGGCCAGUCCAGAGUAUUGGUCCCAAGGCAGUAUCAAUGCUUUCCCACUGCAUCAGGACCCUUUGCCGUUAGGCAGUCACAGCCCAGCUUUCUCCCAUAUCAUGAUCAAUUUCUACUAUGGAGGAAAGCUGAUGCAGAACACAAUGGUUACUCAUCCUGAAGGCUGCCGAAUCUCCCCACAACAGCACCUAGGUCGCGGCGCCCUCUACAGUUCAGACAGCAUGCAGACUGUUCAUUUUCCCUCUGCUGAGCUCAUUGAGUUUGACCGGCAGCGCCAUGUCACUCGAAAACUCCUUGGCCACCUGGAGAGAGGUGUACUGGUCCGUGCCAAUCAAGAGGGCAUCUUCAUCAAAAGGCUGUGCCAGAGCCGCAUCUUCUGGAGCGGGCUUGGGGAAGUGGGCUCACAAUAUAGCCCCAUGCCUUGUAAACUUGAGAGGGAUGCUGUAGUCAAGAUUUUUGACACAGGAAGGUUUCUUCAAGCUCUACAGCUGUACCAGGAGGGUCAGUUUCCUGCUCCUGAUCCAACAGUGACUCUGUGUUUUGGAGAAGAGCUCCAUGAUCUCAGCAAUGCUAAGAGCAAACUGAUUAUUGUGCAGAUCACUGUGGUGAACUGCCAGCACCUGCUGGAGGCAGUGAACAUGCGCCGCUCUCAACCUUACUGCAACAACUCAAACCUGGAGAUGUCUGAUGAUGCGGCCACUGACCAGAUGGCCCGCAUCUACCAGGACUUGUGCAGCUACAGUGGCCCCCAGAGACCAGCCUGCUACAGGGACAACAUGCCCAUCACCGCCUGAACUGUGAGAAGCAACACACCUGACAGGAGUUCUUCUGAAUUUACACUCAGAACAAUUUACUGAGUGUGCAACAUGUUAGGGAUAUCCCUGACAAACACUGACAAGAUUCAUUCGUAUAAGUGUUUUGAAUUUCUACAGUAAGACUAUUAAUUAAGCUGCAUCUCAAUUUUAAGAUGUCCCUAAUAUUUUCUGUCAUUUAUGUUUAUAUUUGUACAGCGCCAAUGCAAACUCUGUGUCUAAUCUCUGUUUUAUCAUUACAAGAGUUUUUUUUAAUUCAGAUCCAGAGAAAAAGUGGUAUAUGUCAUAUAUUACACACAACUCAUCAGGUUCAUUCUGAUGACUAAAUCAGCAAAUCAUUUUUAUCUUUAGAUAAUCCUACUGAAAGCCUCAUUGAAGUAUGACAACAGUUUAUAUACUGUAUGUAGGCAACUUAGUUCUCAGUGUUGGUUUUGCAAUUGAGAUGGUUCCUUAUGUGAUGAACAUUUGCAUGAAACAGGCCAAAUGGAACCUUUCUCAAAUAUUCUUCUAUUAUACAAUAAAUAAUACAAUCUUUAUAUCACUUAAUAAAACUGUAUGGAAUUUAGAUGCAAUGUGGCAUUAUUUGAUAGGUUUUACUAUCAGACUUUUUUACAUUGAACUUGUGAUUUUUUUUAUAA